Messenger RNA from Sphenostylis stenocarpa, 1068 nucleotides. NCBI's taxonomy places the organism in Eukaryota, Viridiplantae, Streptophyta, Magnoliopsida, Fabales, Fabaceae. The record is from the annotation of a GenBank genome assembly.
AUGAUGUGUGAGAGGUUGGUAGUUGUUGCACCAAAUCCCUCACCAGUCACAAACCAAUAUUCAUUCCUUCAAAACCAAAGACCAUCACUCCACUCUCUCACCUACCAACAAGGCAGUACCCUUUCUCAUACAUAUCAGUUCUUCAUUUUCCUCCUUCUCUAUUACCACUGCAUCUUUUUUUUCUCCCUCCACACACCCAUUUUCCUGUUCACCCUACCUAUCAUUCAAAUCAUGGAUUUCUUGCAUGCUCCAGAAAAUCAGGUACUUCUGGCUGUGGCCGUGGCCGCCGUCGCCGUUGGGCUUGGUGCUGUCUUUCUCUUUUCAUCUAAGAAGCGCAAAGGUUGCUUGGACCCCGAGAACUUUAAGCAGUUCAAACUUGUUAAGCGUGCACAGCUGAGCCAUAAUGUUGCAAAGUUCACAUUUGCCCUCCCAACACCUACAUCUGUUUUGGGUCUUCCAAUUGGGCAACACAUAAGUUGCAGGGGUAACGAUGCACAAGGUGAAGAGGUUGUCAAACCAUAUACCCCUACAACUCUGGACUCUGAUAUUGGACAUUUUGAACUAGUUAUUAAGAUGUACCCACAAGGAAGGAUGUCCCACCAUUUCCGGGAGAUGCGUGUUGGUGACUACCUUGCUGUGAAAGGACCCAAGGGACGUUUCAAGUACCAACCUGGGGAGGUUAGGGCAUUUGGAAUGCUUGCUGGAGGGUCUGGAAUCACUCCAAUGUUCCAAGUUGCUAGAGCUAUAUUAGAAAACCCUAAUGACAGGACCAAAGUACAUCUUGUCUAUGCCAAUGUUACAUAUGAGGACAUUCUUUUGAAGGAAGAACUUGAUGGUCUUGCUUCUAACUAUCCAGAUCGAUUCAAAGUAUACUACGUGCUAAAUCAGCCUCCGGAGGUGUGGGAUGGUGGUGUUGGAUUUGUGUCUAAGGAGAUGAUUCAAGCCCAUUGCCCUGCUCCAGCACAUGAUAUUAAGAUCUUGAGAUGUGGCCCUCCACCUAUGAACAAGGCCAUGGCUGCACACCUUGAAGCCCUUGAAUAUUCUCCUGAGAUGCAGUUCCAGUUCUGA